AUGACAAUCAAUGAUGAAAUCAUUGAAAUAGCUGAACAAGACUAUGGUUUAAUAUGUUCAUCAUCGGGAAAACUUGUACCACUUAAAUUAUUUCAUAUUCGUGCUCAAAUUGUUGAUAUUACAGUUGAAGUUGUUCUCUAUCAAGUCUAUCACAAUACGAGUUCGAUACCGAUUGAAGCUAAAUAUGUGUUUCCUCUUCAUGAAAAUUCAACUGUAUGUGGUUUUGAAGCACAUAUCAACAAUAAAGUUAUCAAAGGUGUUGUUAAAGAGAAAGAACAAGCCAAACGAGAGUAUAGAGAAGCAAUUGAAAAGGGACAUGGUGCCUAUUUAAUGCAUCAAGAAGAAGCCCAAGUGUUCAGUGUUGCUGUUGGUAAUUUGCCAGCGCACAAUGAAGUUAUCAUCAAGAUAACCUAUGUCGCCGAAUUAGAAAUCGAAAAUGGUGAUAUUAUUUUUCGCCUUCCAGUCAAAAUGGCUUCAUGGCAAUCGAAAAAAGCUGUCGAAACCAAAGAUCAAUCGAUUUUACGAUCUAUUGGUAUUGUCGAUGAAAAAGUUGAAUUCAGUUUCAAAGCAUCGAUUCGAAUGCCAUACAAAAUAGUGAAAUUGUUUUCGCCAACACAUCGUCUUCGUCGAAAGUUAACUGAUUGUAUAGCCAUGAUCGAACUUGUCGAUAAUGUCUUACUUGAUCAAGAUUUUAUUCUUUCGAUCACACUCAACAGUCCUAAUUUACCUCGAAUAUCAAAUGAAACAUUGUCAUUGGAUGACAAUAGUGGAACAACUGACACAUCGAACAAUCAUAAUUCUCAGGCAUGUAUGCUUACCUUUUAUCCACGAUUCGAAACAUUGACGAAUUCGAACGAACAAGUUGAAAUUAUUUUCAUUGUUGAUGUAUCAAAUUCAAUGGACGGCAGUCACGUACAACAAGCUAAACAGUUAGCUCAUUUGUUUCUUAUGAAUUUGAAAGUUGGCGAUGAGAAUACAUAUUUUAAUGUAAUUACUUUUGGAUCAGAUAAUGAUGAAUGUUUUCCUAUACCAGCACCAACUACAAAAGAAAAUCUUGAUAAAGCCAAACACUUUGUUCUGUAUUCACUUGUCCAUCGUGGUAAUACGGAUCUAUUUGCUGUUCUUCAUCGUUAUUCACUAUUACCAUCGUCAUUAUCAUCGAAAUUUGGUCGUCAAUUCAUUCUUCUAUCCGAUGGACAUAUUCACGAUCUCAAUUCGAUUCUUGCUCUACUCAAACAUCGACCAACUAUGCGUCAUGAUCGUUUAUUUACAUGUUCAAUUGGUAAUGUUGCAAACAAACAUGGUUUGAAACAGUUAGCUAAUGGAGCAAAUGGAGGCGGUCUAACAACAAUAUUCGAUUCGAACUAUCGAUCGAAAUGGAAAACAAAAGUGUUAAACAUUCUCGAACAGGUUCGACAACCAUGCGUUACAAGUAUAUCAAUCGAUUGGUAUGGUUGUUUGAAUGAAGAGCAAAAAUUCAAUAUGCAAGCACCGAAAAUGAUUCGAUCCUUGUUCAAUGGAAUGCGACUUACUGUUUAUCGAUUCAUAGAAAAUUGUCACAAGGCAACAUUGACGGCUACUAUUGAUGGACAAGAAUUUGUUACGACUGUAUUUAGUAGUACGAUGACAACGACCAGAGGACGUAUUCUACACUGUUUAACCACUCGAGCGAUCAUCGAUGAUUAUGACAAUGGGCUAUUGAAUGUAGAUGAGAGCGAAAACGAAUUGAUUAAAGUUCAACAUAAACGAGAUCUCAUCGAUCUCAGCAUCAAACAUUCUGUUGUCAGUGCAUAUACUAGUUUUGUUGCCAUCGAAGAACGUAAUGUCAAAACGGAUAUAAAAACUCUUCAACCAGGUGUUCGUCUGCUUGAAGUUAUGCUGGAACGCGAUGCUGACUUACUACCAUACAUGGGAUGGGAUGGUGAUGCAUCAAAUUUGACUUUGAUCAAACAGCAAUUAGCCGAUGCGCGUAUUUCACUCCAAUGUGCAUCGAUUCAGGACAAAAAAGAAACAGUUGCUGAUAUUGAAAAACUUUGUCAAAAAAUUUCCUACCGAGCAGGUGGUGAUGCAAAAUUUGGUACAAUGAUGACUAUCAUACACACAUAUCGUUAUUCAUUGAAUGAAUACAAUAAAGCAGAUGAACUCGAAGACAAAAUGCGAAACGAUUUGGUUCGUAUGUUUGGAGCUGAUUUCAAGGAUUUAACAACAGUUGAACAAAUGGAAAAGAUAAGAAAACUAUGCACCAUGUUAGGUGAAGCACCAGAUUUUACUGAUGAAUUAUUUAUGCCAGCAGCAGCAGCAAACCUAUUACCAACACCUGAAAAGCAACUUCCAACUACAGAUAACAUGAAGAUAACGGUGCGUACGGUGAUGCGUAGUCUCGGUCGAAAUCCAACUGAAGCUGAAUUGCAAGAUAUGAUCAAUGAAGUUGAUGCCGAUGUUGUAUUUGCUGUAUUGUUAGGUAAUGGUACGAUUGAUUUUCCUGAAUUUUUAACGAUGAUGGCACGUAAAAUGAAGGAUACUGAUUCGGAAGAAGAAAUUCGUGAAGCAUUCCGCGUCUUUGACAAGGACGGUAAUGGAUUUAUAUCAGCUGCUGAAUUUCGUUAUGUCAUGACAAAUUUGGGUGAGAAACUCACUGAUGAAGAAGUUGAUGAAAUGAUUCGAGAAGCAGAUAUUGAUGGAGCAAGUCAACUAUCAGAAUUGCGAUCGAAAAUAAGUGGUUCGAAACAAGAGUCAUUAGAGGAAUAUGAAAAGGGUGAUUCAUACGAUGACAAGGGCAAUGGUGCUGACGGUGGCAGUAGUUUCGAUAGUGAUUCAUCUUCGCUUCGGUUUACAGACACUCGUGGAGCCUUGUCGAGGAGUCAUGAUUUGCCUACUUCGAAGACCAUCCUAGGUAAUGGAAAGGAACGCUUGACAGAAUCGAAUUUUCUUUAUUUACUUUCGAAAUCAGAAGGUCAACAAAUGCCAAUGUCUACUGUUGGUAACAAAUUGAAAGGAAAGAAGAAGAGUGAAGAUAUAGGAUCAGUGCCUGCACUACCAUCAGGGCCAUCAUUAGAACCACCUCAACAACAACCAAAUUCUGACGUCAACAUGCCAAUGAUGCCAAGUGGUAAACCAACGUCAGGUUUGACAUUACCAAGCAAUCAGCCAUCAGUAAAAAUAUCUGAAGCUGCAGCAUCAUCGUCUUGUAUCUAUGCUCCCACGACUACAAUUGAUACUUCUGCAUGGGGUCUUCUUUCUUUUCCCGAACCACUGUCAACAGACAAAUCAUAUCGAACAAUAUCACUGUCAAAAGAAGCCGCAUCAUUUGCAUCCCGCAGUGGUGGCAGCUGUUUGCAAUCUCCAAUAGCAUCAAAACCGAAGCCAAGCGUUAAAACACCUUCACAAGUCUCGUCACUUGGUGGUAAAAAACAUGGUAACAUACGGGUUGCUGCGGGUGAACCACGAAGCUCAAACGAUGCUACACUGGAUGAAAUACUAUCAAUGGAUUCUACAUUGUUCUCUACAGAUCAAGAUGUACGAUGUGAUGAGAUGUGCCGCAACAAAAUGGAUAUGUCAACGAAAAAAUCAGUUCGAUACGGCAAAGUACGUACAUUAACAUGCAAUUUUUUUCGGAAACGUCAUCCAAUUUUAGGAGGAACGGAAUGA
This is a messenger RNA of Rotaria sp. Silwood2, 3648 nucleotides long. NCBI's taxonomy places the organism in Eukaryota, Metazoa, Rotifera, Eurotatoria, Philodinida, Philodinidae. The record is from the annotation of a GenBank genome assembly.